Dermacentor albipictus is the source of this 2349-nucleotide messenger RNA. The record is from RefSeq and is a predicted model, not a curated record. Lineage: Eukaryota; Metazoa; Arthropoda; Arachnida; Ixodida; Ixodidae.
UGUUAGAAAGCGCUCGUCCUUGUGUUGCCCCUAUUCUUCGUCCCUGUUUGUUUGCGCACAAAAAGUAUAAAUAUGAAUAUGUUCCAACUAGGCCAUCUCGCAGUUAUGCUUCAGUUCUUGAUUAACCUCCCAAGAACUUGAGCUAUUACCGACAUCUGUCAUCUUUGACGGCGUUAUAUGAGGUAAGCAAAAAAAAAAACAAACAAACUUUCGCAUGCAUGGGAUACGCCACUAAACAUAAGCUAUUCAUUACCCGUUUAUGUUUUUUUUUUCUGUUUUGACCCCCUGAGUAAGAAAAGACGCUAUGCAUCAGAAGCUAUGCCGUACACAAAUAUCAAAGAAAAAAAAAUUGUCCGUUCUUUGUUGGCGCAGUUAACGGGGUUGCCGUUCAGUGUUGUCUUACACGAAAUAUCACCAAGGCAAACAAUCACACUCGUACGCGCACCACGCGAAUUCAGUCUGCCUUGGAAUACCGCGGCGUCCUAAUGAAAUGGUCACGCUGUGCAGGCUAGCGGCGCUUGGCAUAGAUCCCGCCUUCGUCGCUCGAGAGGGUUGCCGGAAGUCUUUCAUUGCGCCCCUGAUGAUUCCUAGGCGCCGUAUAAAUUGCUUCGCAAGGACAGAAACCUCGAGUAAGCAGCUCUCACGCGCCGACGGAGGCAGCAGCUUCUGCGGGCACGCUAAGCGCGUAGUCGGCCUGAGCGUAAGACAGCGUAAAACCAAUAACCACGAGUGAGCCCGAAUAAGAGAAUAUGGGUGAGAGCAGCGACAGGUGCCGGUGAGUGACACAGCGAACCGACGUGCAGGGAGUAUGCGCAAACGGUCGCGGAGAGCGGAUAAUCAGAAAGAAACGUCCCGUCUGCAGCUGUGAAGACGGCAGCUCAUGGAGUUCUCGUGGUCUGGCCGGCAGCUCCCAUAUAGCCCCGAUAUGGAUGGCAUCGGACCGCUCUUCUACGUAGCGUUCGCCGUCCUCCUUGUAUCUGGAGUCGUUGGCAACAUGUCUGUGGUGCUCAUGGCCUGCUGUUACGGCCGUGUGCGGACGCCCGCCGGCCUCUAUGUUGUCAACGUAGCCGUCGCGGAUCUACUCAUCUGCACCUUCGGUGUGUUACUUGACCCCGUGUCAGUGCUCCUGCGUCGCUGGCCCUUUGGCGUAGUGCUUUGCUACGCGUGCUCCUUUUCCGAGCACCUUGGAGUGUUUGUGCACGGCUACACGCUCGUUGUGGCCGCCGCUCGCUUCGUCGCCGGCGCACCUCCCAAGCCGGGGUCUUGCCACCUGAACAACGUCGGCGUCUGGUUUCUGGGCACAGUCGUCUGCUUGCCUCAUAUGCUGCUCAUCGAUUCUCGCGCGCUGGCUGUCCACGGGCAGUGCGUUGUCAAGUGGCCCGGGACUGUCAAGAUGCUGGAGCCGUUCGUCUCCUUUGCCGCGAUUGCUGCAUUUCCAUUUCUGCUGGUCACAGUCUCGUACGCCUGGCUCCGAGCGUCCCUGUGGCUGGGCAGAGGCACGAGGCGUUCGUUUGUGCGGCGGGCGAGCAUAGUGCGUGUCUUUUGGCUCAUGUCACUACUGCUGCUGCUUUGUCGGACACCCCUGCACGUGACCCGGUGCCUGCUUGGCGUGUGGACAGCUAUGAGGGCCAGUACACACCUCACCGUGGUGGUACUUGCCACGAGGGCAAUCGCCGCCGCUGUCGUCUGCUUCACGGCAGCCUUCUUUUUCGAUCUUAGUGCCAAGCAACUUUCGAGAAGGGUGAGACAGGUGCCCUCGGUAGCGGCAAACCACGGCUCAUAAGGACGAGUGUACACCACUAUCUGGCUAGAACGGCGACUUUUACAGUAAUUUCUUAUCGCCGAGUGUUACGAUUCAAGCACGUAUGUGAACUUUGAUUAACUAUUGCUCAUCGUAGACCUGUUUUGCAUUUUAUAAGGUGCUGGCAAGCUCGAAUUUAUGCACAUUGUACUGCUGCGCUAUGUGCGAAGUGUCAUUUGUGCAUGCGCAGGAACCCACAACAUCGUUUCGCUGAGCCCCGCUAAGGGGCCCUAAUGUUAAGGAACGUUAAUUGUGCGCCCUCAUACGUGGCUCUAUUAAGCGCCCUAAUGCGCAGGAACGUUGUUGUGGCUUCCUGCGCAUGCAGAAAGCCACAACAACGUUUCGCUGAGGCUCUCUAAAGCGCUCCAAUAGAAGUACACUGUAUGUGUGUUCGCAAAUUAUUUUGUCGAUGGCGCGGAAGCAUGAAAUUAUAGUUCUGUCGCAUAAUUCGCUUCAAAGUGUCGGCCGAUGUUUGCACUUAACGCAUACUACGUGGAGAUCAACUUCCUUUUUAUGCAUUUAUAUGUUUAUUCAUGUUACCUCUAUAA